Molecule: messenger RNA, 1862 nt
Organism: Anastrepha obliqua
Lineage: Eukaryota; Metazoa; Arthropoda; Insecta; Diptera; Tephritidae
Exons: 6
Coding region: 153-1709 (518 amino acids)
Source: RefSeq, a predicted model, not a curated record
GUGUGUGUGUAUCUGUAAGAAAAUGCAUGCAACACUUAGCAUUGCUCCAUAUGGAAAAGCUUCCACUGAAGUUAAUUCCUGUUACGCAGUUUGUUGAUACGGUAUAAAAAAAUGUUAACUAAUUUUUUCAAAAAACCGUGCAUCACUCAACAAUGUUUUUAAAUAUAAUCAAAAAAUUGUUCAAAUCAAGCGAAAGGAAUUUUGACGAUGACGCAUUGAAUGAGUUUUGGCCGACAGUCGAUGGAGGUUUUCCGUUAACUGAAUUUGGCAGGAAAUUGUUGCAGAAAUGCACUCAAGUGCAAAAACCAGAAGCAAGCGCAGUUGACAUAGACAGUUUCAUGGAUCAAUCAUUGAGCUUCCCACUGAAGUUUGGCAGGGAUACUUGCCGUGUGAUGAGUCAGCCUAAGGAACGUUUUGCAGCAAUCGAAAAACAAAUCGCUUCUGCCUAUCCAGUAAUACAUGAACGUGUUUUGGGAUUGUAUUUGGCUUUCUUGGAACACAAAUGCAAUUAUGGCAACGAUCUAGAACACGCCGUUUAUGUUGGCAUGACCCUCACAGGUCUCGUACAGCGAUUACUAGAGAAACGUUGUGUCGCCUUCGUGGGUCCACUCGAUGACUAUCUGCUUUUAAAGGGCAGGAAGACAAUGGCAAAUUUUUUCGAUGUAGGCACAGAAGAUGAGAAGACGCCAUUGUUUUUGAAAGAUGUAUUGAGCUAUGACGAGAUCAAGCUCUCUGCCUUUCUUUCGGUGUCAUCGCACACGGAGUUUCUCAACAACGGUAGGCGUUUUAACUGUGGCAUCAUUGAGGAGGAUAAAACAAAAAUCGAGACUACUGGCGUUAUAAUCGGCAUUAUCGGUGGUCGCUUCGAGGCGGAAGACGUAAUGGAAUGGCAAGAUAUAAUGAUUACGCCAAUGCAAAAUACAAAAGCGCGCGGCUAUGGUUACAACGCCAAAACCGCAAAGAAGGCCAACAAACGCAGCGUGGACUAUCGCCAAUUAUGGACGCGUUUUUAUGAAGAACACGAUUUAAUUUAUGAUAAAGUAGAAAAUAUCGUGUCACCUCGUUUCUUUAAAGACGAACGCACACGUUUCAUUUUCGACAAUUUGGUGAUGAAGAAACGUUACGCCAUCACUUUCGAUACACUGCUUCUGGAGGCAGAUGCGCGAGGAACUGCCGCGGAGAAACAAGUAUACCUGCAUGUAGUCGGUAUUGGGUUGGGUGCUUGGCGUGCAGUAAAACAUCAAGAUAAAAUAUUUUUGAAAACAUUUAGUGAACGCUUGAAGGCACUUUUGCUGCAUCUGACACAUAUUUCGGUGGUGCACUUCUCGAAUUUCAGACCUUCGUCUGCGGAGCCUCAUCUCAGAGAUGGUGGAUUGUUUGAAGCGGAAACACACCCUAACGGUGGUAUCAAAACGUUCAUACAUGAUCGUUACCCAGCGGAAAAAUUGGCACCGGAGUAUGAAAGAAUGCUAAUAGUCGAAUCGUACGCCUGGGAUGCAAAUGCCUUGCCAGGCAAUGAAUUUUGGAAGGGCUGGCUUACAAGUUCCGGUGACCCUGCCGCCGCUUGCAGCACGCUCAUCGCAGAACUGCAUAAUCCUCACAUCAAUACAAAAAUGGUGAAUGGCGAAAAUUUGCAUAUAGCUUCAGGCAGAUUUGGUGUAUUACAUAUUGCUGAGUAUUCCAAAAAAAUUUUAGAGCAAAAGGCUUAAAGAAUGUCUCGCAAUUAGUUAUACAUAUUAGUGCGGUUUCUGUAAAUUUAUGUUGUGUAUGUUAACAUGUUAAUCUGUGCAUAUUAAGUUGUGCUAAUGUAUAGAUAUGAAUUAAAAUAAAUAAUUGUUAUGUAGCCUUUUACCAUAACUGUA